AUGAUAGAUGGCCCAUUGUACAUCCUCAUCCUCCACAUCAUCCAUUUGGUCUUGAUGCCAUCAAGAAGGGUAUCCACCACUAUCACCAUCUCUACGGGACGUGCCAUACAACCUAAGAACUUUGAGAAGUUCCUGGCCUUGAUGUUUGCUGUUAUAGAAGUCAACAAGGAUCUGGUUUUCCUCCCCAACAUCACUCUUGGCUUCCACAUUUAUGACAAUCACAAGACUGAGAGGAAUAGUUCCUUAUUCAGCCUCUCCCUGCUCUCCACACGAGGCCAAAUGAUUCCAGGUUAUAAAUGUGACCAGCAGGACACCCUGGUCUCUGUCAUUGCGGGUGACAACCCCAAGUCCUCAAGGCUGAUGGCCUCCAUCUUCAGCAUCUUCAAGGUCCCACAGCUUGGUGUUGGCUUUGAGUUCACUGAAGGAGACAGAAGAGUUUAUCCUUCCUUCUUCCGGAUCAAUCCCAGUGAAUUUGCUCAGUAUGUGGGUUUAGUCCAGCUGCUCCUGUAUUUCCAAUGGAACUGGGUUGGGCUGGUGGCCCCUGAAGAUGACAAUGGAGAACAUUUGAUCUCAGCUGUGAUGCCAAUGCUCAAGGAGAAGGAGAUCUGCCUGGCCUUCACUAUAAUGUUGAAAGUUGAUUUUUCUGAUAUUCCAAUGUCGAAAUUAGUUUAUAUUUUCGACACUUGGUCUAAAGUUCUCCACCACAAUGUCCUUUCCCUCUUCCACCAGUCCCCUGUGUCUUUCGGGAAUGUCCACUUCAACAACAGUGCUGGAGAUGAAAUCUCCUUCUCAGAAAAUGGACUCGGGUCUGCACGUUAUGAUCUUCUCAACUGGAUUUUCUUCCCCAAUUUAUCUUUUGUCCCUGUGAAAGUUGGGCACAUUGAUCCUGAGGCUCCCCCAGGCCAAGAUUUCACCAUCAACUCUAGUUCAAUUGUCUGGACAAGAAAGGCAGGAGAGAGGAGAAACGUUCCAGAAGGAAAGCUGGUUUGCUGCUACCAAUGUGACCCUUGUCCAGAAGAGACCAUUUCUAACCAGACAGAUGCAGCUUCCUGUGAUCCCUGCCCAAAAGACCAAUAUCCCAACAUGGACAAGGACCAAUGCAUUGCCAAGAAGAUCCAUUUCCUUGCCUAUCAAGAACCUCUGGGAUAUGUUUUAGCUUCACUCCAACUUUCUCUCUCCAUGAUCACGAUGGCAGUUCUGGCAAUUUUCCUUAAACAUCAUGAUACACCGAUUGUCAAGGCCAACAAUCGAGACCUCUCCUACAUCCUCCUGGUCUCCCUCCUGCUCUGCUUCCUCUGCUCCUUCCUCUUCAUUGGUCAACCUGGGAAGCUCACCUGUCUCUUCCGACAAACCGCUUUUGCUGUUCUCUUUUCCCUUGCAGUGUCCUCUGUCUUGGCAAAAACAGUCAUGGUGGUUCUGGCCUUCAUGGCUACCAAACCAGGAAACCAAACAAGGAAACUCUUAGGAAAACCACUGACCUACUCCAUUAUCUUAGGCUGUCCCCUGGUCCAAGCACUUCUUUGUGCCACCUGGUUGGUCACCUCUCCCCCAUUUCUCAACUUGGAUUUCCAUUCAUUGUUUGGACAAACCAUUUUGGAAUGUAAGGAAGGCUCAGCUUUAAUGUUUUACAUUGUCCUUGCCUACCUAGGAUUUUUGGCCCUUGUCAGUUUCACAGUGGCAUUUCUAGCUAGGAAAUUGCCUGAUAGUUUUAAUGAAGCCAAGUUCAUUACUUUUAGCAUGCUGGUCUUUUGCAGUGUUUGGAUCAGCUUCCUCCCCACCUACCUGAGCACCAAAGGGAAGUCCAUGGUGGCUGUGGAGAUCUUCUCCAUCUUGGCCUCUGGUGCUGGUCUCUUGGCUUGUAUCUUUUUUCCCAAAUGCUACAUUAUCCUACUUAGGCCCCAUCUGAAUUGUAGGGAAAACAUAAUGAGGCAUAAGAAUGUCUGA
This is a messenger RNA of Pantherophis guttatus, 1944 nucleotides long. Lineage: Eukaryota; Metazoa; Chordata; Lepidosauria; Squamata; Colubridae. The record is from RefSeq and is a predicted model, not a curated record.